Molecule: messenger RNA, 874 nt
Organism: Phycomyces blakesleeanus NRRL 1555(-)
Lineage: Eukaryota; Fungi; Mucoromycota; Mucoromycetes; Mucorales; Phycomycetaceae
Product: carbohydrate-binding module family 13 protein
Exons: 4
Coding region: 260-706 (148 amino acids)
Source: RefSeq, a predicted model, not a curated record
GCUUUGCUUUGCUCUAUAAAGAGCCAUGCUUAUGGAUCCGUAUUAUCUUUUUACUAUCAAAGUACAUGCUCUAGACUUUGCCAAGCCAGUUUAGACUGACCACAAGUAUGAUCUGAGAAAGCUAAAAUGGGUUUUAUGGAAGCAUAGAGACCAUGACGCAUGCCAUCUUUUUUUUUAAAGGCCAGUACUUUGACUCAAUCAACAAACAUUAUUGCAUCGACAAUUCUAUAACUUUCUCUUAAAAACAAAUCUAUUCAAUAUGGUCAACUACGUUCCCUCCGGCUACUUCUUCAUCGCUUCCCAGUUCAACGGCAAGGUCCUUGACGUCGAGAAGGCCUCCACCAAGGAUGGUGCCAAGAUCUGUGUCUGGGCCAAGAAGGAUACUGACAGCGACAACCAGCAGUGGGAGUACCGCAAUGGUCACCUGAUCAACAAAUACUCUGGAAAGGCUCUUGAUAUCAAGGGCGGCAAGAUCAAGCACGAUACCCGCAUUGUCCAGGAAGACAUCAAGGAGGCCUCUGAAGAAGCUGAUUCCCAGCGCUGGUUGAUUGAUCCUCAAUACUAUAUCCACACUGCUGCCGACACUUCCUUGGUUCUUGACAUUCGUGGUGCUGAAGAUGAAGAUGGUGCCGAAGUCAUCCUGUACGAGAAGCGUGAAGGCACUGCUUCCUCCAACCAGAGAUGGAACCUUAUCCCUGCCAACUAAAAAUAUUCCCUCCCUUUAUCUUAUUUUUGUUUCUUUACCCGGCUACAUUUAACUUUUAUUUGCACAUAUGAAAAAAAAGUAACUGUAGUCAAUUGCAAAUAUAUAUAUAUAUAUCAAGUCUUUUCUUGCGCUCUUGUCAAUAAAAUAUUCCCAAUCGCGUUUACUCUU